CUUAACAUCUAGAGUUACAAACACCUACAGAGUAUUACUGCCAAAAUAUUCAUAUUGGUUUGAAAUUUUCUUACAGGUUGAUGCUAAUGUUUUUUUCGUAGACUAUGGCAAGGUUAGUGUUAACUUGAACUAUGCACAAGCUGUAUCGGACUUAAGAGUUGCAGCGAGAUAUGUGAUCAAAAUGGUGGAAACUAUAAUCACAGCAGGGACCAACCCAUCCAACAUCCAUUGCAUCGGACUAAGUUUAGGGGCACAUGUAUGUGCUUACGUAGCAAAGGGAAUACCUGGUAUUGGUAGAAUAACAGGUCUGGAUCCUGCAGGGCCACUCUUUACAGGCCAGGCUUCAGAGGUGCGUUUAGUUUCCGGAGAUGCAAAUUUUACGGAUGUGAUCCACACAAACGGAAAUCCUCUGUGGGGACUUGGAACAUCCGAUGAAGACGGUGAUGUGAAUUUUUGGGUAAAUGGAGGUUGGGAUCAGCCGAAUUGUGGACUGUUAAUAAAUCCGUUGUUUUUCCUGCACUUAAGAGAAGUCAAAGGAAUUGAAGAUGUACUGGAUAUGUUAUUUUGUUCCCAUGGUCGUUCUAUGUUUUAUUACACUGAGGCAUUAGCAAGUAACUGUACGUUUUGGGGUGUGAGGCCAAAUAAAUUCAACAUAUGGAUAAGUCGAGCGACGCUGGGAGCUGUGACCAAAAGCUCAAACAACUGUACCAUCGAAAACUGUGUACCAAUGGGGAUAGACACGAUAAAUGCUGCAGGCAGAGGGAACUUCAUCGUGGCAACAAAUUACAAACAGCCUUAUUGUGUGUCGCAGCCAUGAACAAACUGGACAGUUAUAAACUUCAACAAUAUCGAGAACUCGAUAUACGAUUCCUAAUACGCAACGAGACCUUAGGAACAGAGAAUGGUUCAACAUUAUGCCUGUAUAACAGCACAUUUUAGCAAAUACACAUAUCUUGAAAAACCGCUCAGCUAUUAAUUCAGAUAAUUGAAUCAUUCGGCCGGGAAGUAUUUUGGAAACGUGUCGGUUGGUAUGCAAUGUGUUAGGAACACAGACUGCGUGGAUUUAAUCGCAGGGACAAAUCACACAGCUGAUGCAAUGGGUUUACCAGGAACAGGUUUCCUCAAGCGUAAGCUCAAGCGUUAGGGAGUGAAAGGUUUCGAAUUUGGCUGCCCGAACGUUUAAGAUUCGUAAAAAGAAGAAUUCUUACAAAGUUAAUCACACUAACAGAUAACACAUUACCUAGCAUAAAUUACUUUUUCCUUGAAUUUCAUUAAAUACAGACAAAUACAAUUACUGAAAAUGUUUUCAACAGAUAUAGGUCAAAAUUAAAUCAUACGAACCAAUGGUUUUGUACAAUGUUAUGCAAUUUUAUUUUAGCUUCAUAUAACCCAUGAUUUAUAACUGGCCGAAAAAAAUCAACAUUAAAUCUCUAGACAAAUGUCUAUGUUUAUUCCAAAGCAAAAUUUGAUCAGAAUCCAUUCCUUACAUUCAAUAAUUUCUGGUAAGAUCUACUGUUGGAUAAUGCAAAUCAUUGCGCCUAGUAAGUAACAAAUGUUUCCCCGCAAUACAGCACUGUCAGAGAAGUUGCGAUAGUUCACGGAGCUACCAAGCUCAGAGGCAAUGAUACGAUGUUAUUAACCGACCUCUUGUAGAGGCUACGAUCUUAUUUCUGCCUUAGGAGGAGAAUAAGACUAUGGAAAUGAAAAUAGGUAGAAAAUGAUCGCUUCCUAAACAUUUCGCUAUUCAUAAUUACACUGCACCUUGCAGUUAAAAAAUUGUCGUUAAGUGAUUUAAGUAUCAACUAAACUUAUUGUAGGUACUGGAAGGUUUAGCAAAGUGCGCAUAUAAAACAUAUAAGACAAUGGUCUUGGUGUUGCAAUUUCCUACAGUAAGGACGAAAAUACGAAAAAUAAAAAUAUUAAUAUCUAAUUAUCAUUCAAUCAGAAAACAACUAUUUUAUGUUUCGGGCUUGAAGAGUUAAUACAUUUUAAUGACAUUUAGAUUUGUGGUCCUUGUUACCUCAAUAUUUUUAAGAUAAGUGAUGGAGGCAGUAAGGGUCUCUGAAGUUAUGUUAUUAAUAGACAUAUUUCUACCCGAAAUAAUACAACUGAAACAAUUGUAUUUGGGCAUUUCUUUCAUAUUUUACUCACAAAUAAAAAUCUGGUGAAAGGUUA
Zootermopsis nevadensis is the source of this 2175-nucleotide messenger RNA. NCBI's taxonomy places the organism in Eukaryota, Metazoa, Arthropoda, Insecta, Blattodea, Termopsidae. The record is from RefSeq and is a predicted model, not a curated record.